Belonocnema kinseyi is the source of this 1591-nucleotide messenger RNA. Its product is annotated as achaete-scute complex protein T3-like. Bases 234 to 1109 code for a protein of 291 amino acids. The record is from RefSeq and is a predicted model, not a curated record. NCBI's taxonomy places the organism in Eukaryota, Metazoa, Arthropoda, Insecta, Hymenoptera, Cynipidae. Gene Ontology annotation, molecular function: RNA polymerase II transcription regulatory region sequence-specific DNA binding; DNA-binding transcription factor activity, RNA polymerase II-specific; protein dimerization activity. Gene Ontology annotation, cellular component: RNA polymerase II transcription regulator complex. Gene Ontology annotation, biological process: regulation of neurogenesis; positive regulation of transcription by RNA polymerase II; neuron differentiation. The transcript has 2 exons.
GACAUUUCGGGAGCCACGGCCGUUCCGUGUACUUCGAGGGUGCUCUCUCGCAUCUACCGGAUAUUUCUCAUUCCCGCGUGAAUCGGGCCCAAGUGACUCAAAACAACUCCAAGUAAAAUUAAAGAUAGACUCUUUCGUUUUAAAUAAUCAGUUGUAUCAAUCAUUGAGUAACACAGUUUUUUUUUGUAAUCAAGUUUUGAAAAGUGUACAAGUUCGGGGACUUACGAAGUGAUAUGACCUUAGUGAAGACCGAAGACAACUCAGUUCUCCCAAUAAUGCUGACCGUACAGCAACCACAACACCUCCGUCAAUUUGGACACCACGUCCCAACAACUGGACCUAAUCAGAUCCACAGAAGCAACGUGAUCGUCUCCACCGGAGGCCUCACGACAACGAACGACAUCAAGGUUGCUCUCCACCAGCAACAGAGUUGCAAAAGGUCCAAGAUGUACCAAACAACUCCCUAUGGGACCGUCCCCCAUCAACCUGCCUCUGUUGCUAGAAGAAACGCCAGGGAACGCAACAGGGUUAAACAAGUCAACAACGGAUUUGCGACCUUGAGACAACAUAUUCCCCAGAGUGUGGCUCAGGCCCUUGGUGGAAAUACUGCUGGUACUCAUGGAGGUUCUAGAGCCGGGAGUAAGAAACUCUCCAAGGUGGAAACUUUAAGGAUGGCUGUGGAAUAUAUCCGGAGUCUUCAGCAACUUCUUGAUGAUCAUGAUGGAUCUGACAUCACUUCUCCCUCCUCGACCUCUUCCACGAGUUCGAUCUCCAGGUCUGGACAAUGUGAGGCUGAUCAUUCUGUGGAAUUGAGACUUCAUUCAAGUGAUGUUGGCAGUGACCUUGGACAUCAGAAACACCACCUCCAUCAUAUGAGACAGAACCCUAGCCCUGGAUUUGCACCAACACCCUGUUCGGAAGCCUCUAGUUCGCCGACUCCCAGUUUUGUUUCCGAGGCCUCAUCAGCUGGAAGUCAAGGCUAUGGAACCAGUUCUGCGGGGACCUUGUAUACGACACACAAUGACACCUAUGACAUUUAUGAACCAACGAGUCCAGAAGACGAGGAACUGCUGGAUUGCAUUUCCUGGUGGCAGCAGAGCCAAGGAUAAUCCGGAAGUCGUGGGAGAUGUACUUCCGUUUCUCUCAAGAUUCUCUGAAAGAGAGGAAACCUUCAUCGGCUGUUCCACCAACUGUGAUCUAGUCAUUCCCUCGGGAGCAAAAAUCGUACCGACGGUGAAAAUUCAAAUCUUUUUUCUUUUUUUUUUGUAAAUUGUCUAGAGGAGAAAAAAAUGCGAAUGUAAAAAUUGUUAUGUUAGAAAGAGCUAGAGAAAAUGGGGCGAUUAUGUAUUUGUGUAGAUAGAUUGUGAAGCAUAUAUACGUAUAUAUAUUAUAUAUUUUAUAUAUUCCGAAAGUGCCUUGUAAGAAUUAAGAGCGCUGCAGGAAGCUGAGCGACUUUUUUCGUGCACACGUGAAAUUAGUGUGAGAGGAGAUGGAAUAUACGAGUCUUUCAUCGAAAUUUCGAGUGCCAGUGCCUUUUGUAAAUAUUGAGUAAGAAUUCGUUAAAUAUAUGAGUUUUAUAAUUAUACAUUAA